This is a messenger RNA of Aspergillus melleus, 2484 nucleotides long. Its product is annotated as F-box protein. The transcript has a single exon. The coding region runs from base 281 to 1840 and encodes 519 amino acids. Lineage: Eukaryota; Fungi; Ascomycota; Eurotiomycetes; Eurotiales; Aspergillaceae. Gene Ontology annotation, molecular function: protein binding. The record is from RefSeq and is a predicted model, not a curated record.
CGCAAGGUGUCCUGAAGCUCUUGGCAUGUGACCCUGCGCCAUGAUGCAACUUCUUCCUUCUCUUUCUUUCUUGUUAGUCCGCAUUCCACGCUUUCCACCCCCAGUUUUUCUCUCCAGGAAGGUGCUGGGCAUGUCCAUCUUCCCAUGUCCGUUUGCUGAGUCUAACGCUUGCUUUGAAAACAAUCUGAAAAUGAGCGGUAAUAGCUCUUCGUGUACUUUUUUCCAAUCCUGUUCCUGAACCAUCAACAAACAGCUCCUUGGGCAAACCCCCACAUUCGCGAUGUCAGUGGAGACUGAGACCCCGGCUGGUAUGCCAGGAGCUCAAAACCCCGGACGGCCGGGCAUGGCCCAAUUGCCGCGAGAAAUCUUUUGGAUGGUCUUGAGUCAUCUUCGCCCCAGGGAUAUUGUGCGUUGCCGUCUAGUGUCGCAGUCAUGGAAUGUGGCGUUCGGAAACUCCGCAAAUCUGAUUCCCGUGCUGAAAGACUAUUUCCCACUAGCCAGAGAAGUCAGGGCGCUCCACGAAGAAGGCAGAUCGAGUCCAGCUUUGGCGACCGCAGAAGAAAACAAACACUGGCGUCGACUCUUCGACCGCAUCGCUGCGAGAUAUGACCACCUCGACCGCGGCAAACCUCGGUCGGUGCAGAAAUUCAAGCUCUGCGAUGAGUUCGGUAGCUCCGGAGAGAGGGAAUGGUUUCCCGUGCAGCCGUGGGAUAUGCACUCCAGCCAUCUAAUGCAGCGUGUCGAUUGUCCCUUCUUGGAACCAUUCUGGACGUAUGAAGAUGGCCUUGUGGUUUAUCCCAGCGCGGAUCACUCGGCCUUAGUUCUUUUAGAUUUGGAGAGCGAUCGGAAAUUCAUGGUUCCUUUCAUGAUCACCGGCAAGGUCAUGCGCAGGAUUCGAUUACAAAAGAGACUCCUCGUCGUCGAGUGGGCGGAACCCAAAGCUUUUCACUGGUUGAAUGACAGUGACGGAGUUCACCGCCAUUUUGCGUCGUCGUUUGAUAUCAACAAGACGUCGAGCGGCUGGUCGGUCACUUUUCGGAACGAAUGGAAGAUCAUGUUUCUCGGUCACCCCUUGAGCGAGAGGGAUAAGUUCUAUUCCUCCCACAGUCAAACGCAUUACGCAAUCUACAUCUGGCAACCCAAUCGCAGUUUGUACACUGCGGAUGAAGAUGCUCCCAUUGAAUCGCUUUCAGUUUGGGACAUUUCCAAACCAUCGAGCUAUAGACCGUCUUUAGAUCCUUCUGGGCGUUUGCGACACGAUGGGGAAGAUGAUUGCCCCUCUAUCAUCGCCCGGUUUGGCUUUAGGGAGUUGGACUUCCAUUCCGUUCGACAACGGGGGCUUCCUGGUAUACAAUCCCUAAAUAUAACCGAUGACGAUCAGUCAAUCGAGAUUGUGGAGAACCAUUGCACGGGGCCGAUGGACCGGCUAGUUGGGCCGGCCGAGUGGACUUCGCAAGUACAAGUCACCAGCCUUCCUAUCGUUGGCAAUGGACCUUGCUGGAGGCGCUAUGCCGACCCGACGAUGCCUCCUUAUCGCGGAAAUAGCAGUCUGCAGAGCAAGCCACUCACUUUUGCCGUCUGCGACGAGCCUUGGUAUGCCAUUGUUUCCGAAGUGCUUGACGAGGAGGCACAAGUUGGCUUUUGCCUUCAUCUGUCACCGAUCACAUGGCCCUUUGAUCUGAAGAUGUUUCUAACAAUUCGAACGCCAACAUCCACUUUUACUCUCAAGCAGGACGAAGUCUUCGAACUUGUGGGAAGAGGCAAGAUCCACGGAAAUGAACAUUACCUGGUCGGAGAGAAUGGGAAUCGCGAACUUGUUGUCUACAGGUUUGAUCGAUAAGCUAUCUCGUUGGGUCUUUUGAAAUUGUUCCAUAACGAUGGUCACGCCAGAAAGCGCCGCUAUGUGCGUUUCUUCAGAGCUCAGCAUAGCGCUAAACCACGGCUCUGCCAAAUUGUUUAUAUGUUUGAUCAUUUGUGGCUCAUCAUUCCGAUUAAUGCAUGUUCUCAUGGAAUCGUACAUACAGCAGGCCUUCCCUUUUACGUAUUCCACGCAUCCCCAAUACCUUUCAUUUGGCUGAGCUUGUCCCAGUUUUUGCAUCUUGAAUAUCAGUGCCACCAGAUCAUGGGCGCAAAACAAGUGAUCACGUUCGUAGUGGCUUUUCGCACAACCACUCUCUCUCCAUAAUUCUUCCCCGGUGGGACACAAGUCUCGGAUGGGGUAGGGAAGCGCUACAAACGCCGAGGCCUGGGCAAUAAGCAGAACUUGUAUUAAUUGGUGCUUCUAGUCUCGCCUCCUCAUAUCCAAGCCUUGGCGAAGGAUGAUAUGCUGGCCCUCUUCAUUAAUACUGUUAACGAAUUAAAGUACACAUGGACUAAUCAUGAAAAGCAGAGAUUUUCUUUGUUAGCGGCAGCCAGCUCUCGAACUUUGUAGAAUCCUCUGGGCCGAUGAGUAGGAGGGUGAUUCUCGCUAGAAGUUAGUUGGCG